AUGGAAGGUGAAAAGGAUCCUUGGAACAAGCCUUCAACAUCAAAAGCCGGUCUGUCCAAACAAAGUGAAGAUGAAGAGCAACAAAGUGAUGAUGAAAUACCAUCAACAAAUAUCAUAUUGGUCGACAAACGAAUUAUACAAAAUGAUCAGUCCGUCCCGCAACCCAAUCGAGAUGAAAAGCGUGUUUGGACACAAAAACGAAAAAAUCCAGCACCAACAUAUUUCUCCAAGUCAGAUAAACAACUUACAUUAUCAGAUCCUGAGGAUAAUACAAAAAAACAAAAAGACCAAACGCCGCCGCCAUCAAUAUCUCAAGAUGAAAAGAAAUCAGGAGGACCUGGUAAAUCUGAAAAAGGCAGAAUUAAUAAAACCAAGGAUUAUCAUCAGGAUUCCAAGGAUCAUCAGAAGCAGAAUACACCAUCCCAUUCAAAUGCUCUGGAACAGCGGAUAGAUUUAAAAAAAGAGAAUGCUAAAGUUGAAGAAACCCACCUACCUCAGCAGUAUGAUUUAGCAACAGAAGAACCGAUUGAUGCAAAAGGAUCUGUUGGUUCAAAAGCAGCAGAAAGAUUUGUAGAUUUAAAAACAGCAGAAGAAUCUGUAGGCUCAAAAGCAGCAGAAAAAACUGUUGAUACAAAAGCAGCAGAAGGAUCUGCAGGUUCGAAAGCAGCAGAAGGAUCUGUAGGUUCAAAAGCAACAGAAGGAUCUGUAGAUCCAAAAGCAGCAGAAGAAUCUGUAGGUUCAAAAGCAGCAGAAGGAUCUGUAGGUUCAAAAGCAACCGAACGACCUGUGGAUUCAAAAGCUGCAGAAGGAUCUUUAGAUUCAAAAUCAGCAGAAGGAUCUGUAGGUUUAAAAGCAGCAGAAGGAUCUGUAGACUCAAAAACAGCAGAAAGAUCUGUAGGUUCAAAAGCACCAGAACGACCUGUGGAUACAAAAGCAGCAGAAGGAUCUGCAGGUUCAAAAGCUGCGGAAGGAUCUGUAGGUUUAAAAGCAGCAGAAGGAUCUGUAGGCUCAAAAACAGCAGAAAGAUCUGUAGGUUCAAAAGCACCAGAAGGAUCUGUAGGUUCAAAAGCAACCGAACGACCUGUGGAUUCAAAAGCUGCGGAAGGAUCUUUAGAUUCAAAAUCAGCAGAAGGAUCUGUAGGCUCAAAAACAGCAGAAAGAUCUGUAGGUUCAAAAGCACCAGAACGACCUGUGGAUUCAAAAGCUACGGAAGGAUCUUUAGAUUCAAAAGCUGCGGAAGGAUCUGUAGGUUUAAAAGCAGCAGAAGGAUCUGUAGGCUCAAAAACAGCAGAAAGAUCUGUAGGUUCAAAAGCACCAGAACGACCUGUGGAUACAAAAGCAGCAGAAGGAUCUGCAGGUUCAAUAGCUGCGGAAGGAUCUGUAGGUUUAAAAGCAGCAGAAGGAUCUGUAGGCUCAAAAACAGCAGAAAGAUCUGUAGGUUCAAAAGCACCAGAACGACCUGUGAAUUCAAAAGCUACGGAAGGAUCUUUAGAUUCAAAAGCUGCGGAAGGAUCUGGAGGUUUAAAAGCAGCAGAAGGAUCUGUAGGAUCAAAAACAGCAGAAAGAUUUGUAGGUUCAAAAGCACCAGAACGACCUGUGAAUUCAAAAGCUACGGAAGGAUCUUUAGAUUCAAAAGCUGCGGAAGGAUCUGGAGGUUUAAAAGCAGCAGAAGGAUCUGUAGGCUCAAAAACAGCAGAAAGAUCUGUAGUUUUAAAAGCAGCAGAAAGAUCUGUAGGUUCAAAAGCAGCAGAAGGAUCUGUAGGUUCAAAAGCAACCGAACGACCUGUGGAUUCAAAAGCUGCGGAAGGAUCGGUAGGUUUAAAAGUAGCAGAACGAUCUGUAGGCUCAAAAACAGCAGAAAGAUCUGUAGGUUCAAAAGCUGCGGAAGGAUCUUUAGAUUCAAAAGCUGCGGAAGGAUCUUUAAAUUUAAAAUCUGCAGAAGGAUCUGUAGAUUCAAAAUCUACAGAAGAAUUUGUAGAUUCAAAAGCUGCCGAAGGAACUGUAGAUUCAGAAGCUGCACAAAGAAAUAAGAUUCAAGCUCAAACCUUACAAGAUUCAGACAAAGAGAUGUAUGAUUUUCUGAAUAAAAUAUAUAAUCCAUCGCCGUACAUACAGAAGAAAAAAAUGGAAUACGAGAAAAGCAAACUCAAUCAGUACAACGAAAAAGUUGCCAUAUUGCAGCUAUGA
Messenger RNA from Nezara viridula (southern green stink bug), 2187 nucleotides. The record is from the annotation of a GenBank genome assembly. NCBI's taxonomy places the organism in Eukaryota, Metazoa, Arthropoda, Insecta, Hemiptera, Pentatomidae.